UCUGGACGUGUGACGGUCUGCCAGUGCGAAAUGAUGUGUUUGGAUUUUUCUUUUUAAUGAGACACUUACACCGAAGGAUGGUUGUCAUCUGUUUUUGAGGCUGCUGGUUUGUUUGUUGGGGUCUGUGUUCCUUACACAUAUCAGACCACCCUGCUUUGCGCAGGGAUCUCACUCAGAACCAGGAAAAAGACAAUUCUGAGCUGCUGCUUGGGACUGUGAGUCUUACUGCUUUUCGUAUAUAAUUUCUGUAAAAUGGCAGAGGCCAGCAUUUCAGUGGCUCAGGACCAGUUCAGCUGUCCAGUCUGCCUUGAACUACUGAAGAAUCCGGUGACCAUUCCCUGUGGACACAGUUUCUGUAUGGUGUGUAUUCAUGACUGCUGGAAUCAGGAGGAUCAGAAGGGAACCUACAGCUGCCCUCAGUGCAGAAACUCCUUCACCCCAAGGCCUGUUGUGGGUAAAAACGCCAUGCUGGCUGACAUUGUGGAGAAAAUGAAGGAGGCAAGGCUCCAGGCUGAUCCUCCUGCUCACUGUUCUUCCCGACCUGAAGACGGAGACGUGGAAUGUGAUUUCUGUACUGGGAGGAAACGAAAAGCCUGCAGUUCCUGUCUGGUGUGUCUGGCCUCUUACUGUGAAACUCACCUCCAGCCUCACUACGAAUCUCCCGCCUUUAAGAAGCACAAGCUGGUCGGAGCGUCCAGACGACUCCAGGAGCAGAUCUGCUCUGAGCAUGAGAAGCUGCUGGAGGUCUACUGUCGCACUGACCAGCAGUGCAUCUGCAUGCUGUGUAUGUUGGAUGAUCAUAAAGGACACGACACCGUGUCAACUGCAACAGAAAGAGCUGACAAACAGAAACCUUUGGUGGAGACUCAGAAAAAAUGCCGAGAAAGAAUCCAGGAGAGAGAGAAGGAGCUUCAGCAGCUGAGAAAGGCUGUAGAGUCUCACAAGCGCUCUGCUCAGGCCGCAGUGCAGGACAGUGAGAGGAUCUUCACUGAGCUGAUCAUCUCCAUUGAGAGGAAACGCUCUGAGGUGUCAGAGCUGAUCAGAGCUCAGGAGAAAGCUGCGGUGAUUCGAGCUGAAGGACUCCUGUGGCGACUGGAGCAGGAGAUCGCUGAGCUGAGGAGGAGAGACGCUGAGCUGGAGCAGCUCUCACACUCAGAAGACCACAUCCAUUUCCUCCAGAGUUUCCAGUCUCUCUCAGAGCUCCCUGGACCUUCAGACUCAUUCACCAUCACUGUACCUCCUCUCCUCUUGUUUGAGGAGGUCACAAAGACUGUGUCUCAGCUGAGGGACAAAUUGGAAGAUCUUUGUCACCAAAGGUUCAGAAAGACAUCCAAUACAGUGAAAGAAAUCCAGAUCGUUCCUCUUCCUGAACCCCAAAGCAGAGAGGAGUUUCUACAAUACUCCCGUGGGCUCACACUGGAUCCAACAACAGCAAAUAAUUACCUCCGACUGUCUGAGGGGAACACCGUGGUGACCUGCAGUGAAAAGGCACACACGUAUCCUGACCACCCAGACAGAUUUGACCACUACCUCCAAGUGCUGUGCAGAGAGAGCGUGACCGGACGCUGCUACUGGGAGGUUGAGUGGAGCGGGGCUACAGGGGUUUCUGUCGCUGUGUCGUAUAAAACCGUUCGCAGGAAGGGAAAAGGUGACGAGUGCUUGUUUGGACGAGGUGACCACUCCUGGAGAUUGUUCUGCACUCCGUCCAGCUUCUCGUUCCGACACCGCAAAACAGAAACAGAAAUCCGCAAGGCGUCCAGCUCCUCUAGGAUAGGGGUCUAUGUGGACCACAGGGCAGGAAUUCUGUCCUUCUACAGCGUCUCUGAUGCGAUGGUGCUCCUCCACAGAGUCCAGACCACAUUCGCUCAGCCGCUCUACGCUGGGUUUGUGGUCUGCUCAGGGUCAGAAGUGAAAAUGUUGUGCCCAAAUGAAUAGGUGAAUAGGUGAUGUUGAGAAGUGGAGAUCAGGUUGCUCUCCACCAUAGCUGAUGAUCACAGUCACACAUUAUAUGCUUAUACACCGAUCAGGUACAACUUCAUGACCUCUACGCUCUCUGUCCACUUUAUCAGCUCCACUUACUGUAUAGGUCUAUACUCUAUAGGUUCUACAGUUACAGACUGUAGUCCAUCUGUUUCUCUGAUACUUUGAUACCCUGUUCUUCAGUGGUCAGGACCCCCAUGGACCCUCACAGAGCAGGUACUAUUUGGGUGGUGGGUCAUUCUUGGGUCAGUGCUUGAUUUUCUCCUCUCUCUCAGAGAUGAACGCUUUACGUGUUGUUUACCUGACGGGGACACUUUUGGUCUCCACCAGGUUCUUGAAUGGUUCUUGGGAGUCACGUUUUCUGUAAUAAGUCCAGAAAUACCAAUAUUCUGAAUAUUUUCCUUUGGCUUUCUCCUUCCUUAUGAGUGGACUGUCUAACCUUCUCAGAAACAUCUCCUGAAAAAUGAAUAACUUGUAAUUUUUUGACUGGGAACCUAAAAGAUGGUCAGCCUCGGACUUUUGCACGGUACCGUAGACGUCCACAAUAUUUAACCUCAGAGCUCCAGCGAAAUACGAAAUGAUCAAACUUCGGACACCAAACAUGUCUUAGAUAUCUGGCCAGAGCGCUGACCCAGCAAACACCAGUGUGUCCACAUUAAAAAGAGGUUUUUGCUGGGUCAGUGUGAUCUGACCCUUCACACUCUGGAGCAAUCUGAGGCAAACUGGGUUUCAUAGAAAGAAUUUCGGCCUUUCUCAAGCUGUGUAGUUGACAGUAUCCUUGAUGAUAGCUCUGUUUUCUGUACUGUUCGGAUGCUGGUUUUCCAUUAGUUUUGUAUUGUGUGUGUGUUUGUUUUGAUGUUUGCCUGAGGAAUUUGCCAUCAUAUCCACUGAGACAGCAGGCGAGAGUGACUUUCCAGCUGUGGCUCAGGGGCUUAUUGGACUGGCUGCUUGAGUGACGCCGCAUCACAGCUACGGGGCUCUCUGGACAGGGGACCUGAUCGAUGUGACAUCGCAGCCUGAGCUGGCUUGGCUGUCGCUGCACUGCAGCUGUGAGGCUGCCUGGAUUGGACUGGCGGAGUUCAGCUGCAGGAAUAUGUUUCCCCUUUGUGACGAAGGACGUGUUCGGCCUUUAAGGCUUCCCGGGUCUCCUGUGUGACGCACCAUAGUUACAGUCUGAGACUUUCCCCUGUGUGUGUGUGUGUGUGUGUGUGUGUGUGUGUGUGUGUGUGUGUGUGUUCUGUGUUAUGUAUUAUUGAUUAUGUAUUGAUUUUAAAGCAUCCUUGAGCAUGGGAAGGAUGCCAUAUAGAUAAAUGUGAUGAUGAUGAUGAUGAGGAUGAUGAUGAUCUUAUAAAUGUAUUGAUUUUACUCGCUGCAUUCUGUAACAAAAGGCACUUUUUAAAAUUUAUCUUGGGAGUCCAAACACUAUUUGAUGAUAACUGAAAACUGGUAUAAUAAAAAGACGACAUUCUCGACAGAUAACGCUUA
Molecule: messenger RNA, 3465 nt
Organism: Pygocentrus nattereri (red-bellied piranha)
Lineage: Eukaryota; Metazoa; Chordata; Actinopteri; Characiformes; Serrasalmidae
Product: tripartite motif-containing protein 16-like
Exons: 6
Coding region: 253-1935 (560 amino acids)
Molecular function (GO): zinc ion binding; protein binding
Source: RefSeq, a predicted model, not a curated record